AUGGUUGUCUUGGACAACGGAGUGGAGGUCAGAGCUAGGAUUGGAACUGCAGCUUCCUCUUGUCCCCAUGUCAUCUUUGAUUCCCACCUUGAACAGGGUUUUAGCACAGGAGCAGGCAUUUGCUUUGCAGUUCCUGGAACAUGCAAGGCAACUAAGGAACCAGUGGAAGAGUCUCUGCUGGAACAGUAUGGAUUCCCUAUAGCUGGAACAGAGACCAGAUGUUACACAAAUCAUGCACUGUCUUAUGAUCAGGCAAAACGGGUGCCUAGAUGGGUGAUUGAACAUAUUUCAAAACACAAGACACUGGGCAACGCAGAUCGAAGGCACUGCAAAUUCAGACCAGAUCCUAGUAUCCCUCUCAUGUUUAGUGCUGUCAAUGAAGACUACGUUGGGAGCGGGUGGUCGCGAGGGCAUAUGGCACCAGCAGGAGAUAACAAAUAUUCAACACAAGCUAUGGCUGAAACAUUUUACUUGUCCAACAUUGUGCCUCAGAAUUACAAGAAUAAUGCUGGAUUCUGGAACAGAAUGGAAAUGUAUUGUCGGGAGCUGACAGAGAGAUUUGAGGAUGUUUGGAUAGUUUCUGGACCUUUGACCUUGCCUCAGACAGGGGAUGAUGGAAAGAAAAGAGUAACCUAUCAGGUAAUCGGCCAGGGCGAUGUGGCUGUGCCAUCACAUCUCUACAAGGUGAUUCUCGCCAGGCGAAGCAGAACGUCCUCAGAGCCCCUGGUGCUGGGUGCCUUUGUGGUGCCCAACGAUCCCAUAGGUUUCAGUCACCAACUACCUGAAUUUCAAGUGCAUAUUGAAGACCUGGAGAAAAUGUCAGGAUUGGUUUUCUUCCCCCAAGUGGACAAAACCAAAGAUGUUAAAAAUGUCUGUGAUGUAGACACCUGUAAACUGAUGGGGUUUGAUGAGUUUACAUUGUACAUCACCGCCCGGAAAGUUCACAGUGCCAGAACACUGCACAGGCUGGAAAAGGUCAUGUCAGAGUUAAGGGAGACAGGAAUUGAGCCUGACGAAUAUCUAGUGAAGCUUUACAAGAAGAAGGAGGAAGAACUAGUGCAGCAAAAGCAAAUGGAAGCCAGAGAAGGAAGAGCUGGUUGAGAAAAUAUAUUUGGAAAGUUAUACUCUCAGAAAGGCGCCAUGUGCGCACACUCAGUUUGGAUUUCAUGAUUUGGCCAUUUAAAAAAAAAUGUGGAAACAAUUAGAAGUUUGCGUUCAGGGUAAUGUUCAUUCUCUUGUAACAUGAUGUAUGUAUGAUUUGCUACAGUACUGUGUGGGAAAUGAAAAUGACCUUUCCUGGCAUGACUGGCUUAUGGGGCCUCUGAAAAAGGCUUUGUACUAUUUUCUAAACCAGACGUCAGAAUUGGGGUCUGCAUAGAAUCCCUUCUAGGAAUAUUAUAAAAAUAGAUAGUGGACACCUUGGGAGUAUAACUGGAAUCUGUUUAAAUGUAACUGACCCUACACAUGUAUUUUAAUACAAAGCUGUAGAAUAAAUGAUGUUACUGUGA
Molecule: messenger RNA, 1508 nt
Organism: Chelonoidis abingdonii (Abingdon island giant tortoise)
Lineage: Eukaryota; Metazoa; Chordata; Testudines; Testudinidae
Gene: EXOG
Product: exo/endonuclease G
Biological process (GO): apoptotic DNA fragmentation
Cellular component (GO): nucleus; mitochondrial inner membrane
Molecular function (GO): single-stranded DNA endonuclease activity; 5'-3' exonuclease activity; nucleic acid binding
Source: RefSeq, a predicted model, not a curated record